AUGUAUCACUAUUACGGUCGUCCCUGGUAUUCUCGUGUUUCUCCUUGUUUGGUUUUGGGCGGUUUACCAUUGAGAAAGUUUUGGGACAAAUGGCAAGCUGAUGAAAAUUUUACACACAUAAUUAGCCUAUUAGAACCAUUCGAAGUAAAAUCAUUUGUUAUAGGAGAGAAGGAUGCUAAAGACCGAGGUAUUAAAUAUCUCUCCUUACCUGUUCAAGAUUUUUGGGGAGUCCCUACAGUUGAACAAAUUGAUGCUGGGAUCUCAUUUAUCAAUGGAUGUAUACAGUCUAAUGGAUGUGUUUAUAUUCAUUGUAAAGCUGGUCGUACACGUUCAGCCUUUCUUUUGGCUUGUUAUUUAAUGUCAAAGGAAUCUUUAAGUGUUGAAGCGGUAACUGCACAUCUUCAAUCCUUCAGACGGCAUGUAAUCUUCCGUUCACGGCAUAAGAUUGACAACACACAAGUAUUAAUGAUUCAUGAAAAUAACUAA
Messenger RNA from Heterobilharzia americana, 486 nucleotides. The record is from the annotation of a GenBank genome assembly. Lineage: Eukaryota; Metazoa; Platyhelminthes; Trematoda; Strigeidida; Schistosomatidae.